AUGGCCAGCGUCGUCGACGGCAAUGGAGGCAGCCGGCUGGUGGUGACGGAACUGGGCCACGUCAAGGAGCUGGCGAGGCAGCUGGAGGUGCACCUCGGCGGCUCCUCGCCCGACCUCUGCAAGCGCCUCGCCUCGCAGAUCUCCUCCAUCACCGAGCGCUCCAUCAGCCUGCUCAUCACCACCUCCACCCUCGACGGCCCGCAGAAGCGGUCGGCGGCGACGGCCAGCCCGCUCAGCGACGCCUCCGACGCGCCCUUCGUCAAGGCCACCAAGAAAAGGACGACGAUGGACAAGAAGAGGCAUGAGGUGAGGGUGAGCUCGGCCGGCGACCACCCGGACGACGACGGCCAGAGCUGGAGGAAGUACGGCCAGAAGGAGAUCCUUGGAGCCAAGCACCCAAGGGGCUACUACCGCUGCACGCACCGGCACUCCCAGGGAUGUGCGACGACGAAGCAAGUGCAGCGCACCGACGAGGACCCGACCUUCUUUGAUGUUAUGUACCUCGGCGACCACACCUGCUUCGGGUUCGAGGAAGUCAUGUCAGCGCUCGACAGACCCGACGGGUUUCUCGACGACCUCGACCUCGACAUCUCAAGCUUCUUCGCGUGA
This is a messenger RNA of Miscanthus lutarioriparius, 609 nucleotides long. Lineage: Eukaryota; Viridiplantae; Streptophyta; Magnoliopsida; Poales; Poaceae. The record is from the annotation of a GenBank genome assembly.